Messenger RNA from Trichoderma citrinoviride, 1083 nucleotides. Its product is annotated as adenosine deaminase. Lineage: Eukaryota; Fungi; Ascomycota; Sordariomycetes; Hypocreales; Hypocreaceae. Gene Ontology annotation, cellular component: cytosol. The record is from RefSeq and is a predicted model, not a curated record. Gene Ontology annotation, biological process: adenine catabolic process; hypoxanthine salvage. The coding region runs from base 1 to 1083 and encodes 360 amino acids. Gene Ontology annotation, molecular function: adenine deaminase activity. The transcript has a single exon.
AUGAAUGACCUCACAAUCUCCCCCUUCAUCGCCUCCCUUCCCAAAGUCGAGCUCCACGUCCACAUUGAAGGCACUCUCCAACCAUCUCUCCGCUGGAAACUCGCCCAACGCAACAACAUCCCGCUGCGCUUCAAGUCCCAGGAAUACACCACAUACGAACAACUCCUCGACUCCUACAACGUCACCUACAACCACCGCCCCGAGCUUGGCGGGCGCAAGAAUGUGCCGACCUUUCUAGAGGCCUAUUUCGCGGGCUGCGAGGUCCUGCGCAAAGAAGAUGACUUUUACGAGCUGGCCAUGGACUAUCUGGCGCGGUGCCAGCAGAUGAAUGUUUGCUAUGUCGAGCCCUUCUUCGACAUCCAGGCACAUACACGCCGGGGUGUGCCUGCGGAGAAUGUACUGAAUGGCUAUCUUCGCGCUCAGCGUGAUGGCGCAGCUCAAUAUGGCGUGCGGUCAAACUGGAUAUUCUGCUUCAUCCGUGACGAGCCAGUCGAGGAUGGUGAAGCCGCGUAUCUGGAGGCUCUGCCAUGGGGCAAGUCUGGACACGGCCUCUUUCAUGCAGUUGGUCUUGCCAGCAACGCGUAUGAACGGCCUCCGUCGUUGUUCAAAAAGGCCUUUGAGCGCGCCAGGGCAGACGGGCAUCACAUCACGAUGCACUGCGACUUUGGACAAAAGGACACGCACGAACACAUCCGCCAGGCCAUCUUCGAAGUGCAGACCGAAAGGAUCGACCACGGCCUUGAUGCGCUCGAUCGAGAUGAGCUAAUAGCAGGCCUCGUGGACCGAAAUAUUGGCCUGACCCUCUGCCCACACGCGUAUCAUCGACGGACGGCAACCGAGGUUCUGUUUCCAAAGCUGCGGCAGCUGCUCGACAGGGGCGUCAAGUUUUGUAUUAACAGCGAUGAUCCGGUGUAUAUGCACGAUGUCUGGAUCGAUGGCAACAUGGAAAAGGCGUAUCAUUACGGGGGGUUUACGAAGCAGGAGAUGGUGCAGCUGGCGAGAAAUGCGGUCGACAUGUGUUGGGCAGAUGAGGCGCUGAAGAGAGAGAUUUAUCAUAAGCUGGACCAGGUCGAUGUGAGUUGA